AUGCAAAGAAACUGUCAAAUUCUUCGAACCUGGUGUCAAACAGGUCACGUUUUAUUGCCUGCUUCCCGACCACUGCAAUACUUUUCGAGCUUCUCGCCAGCCCAAGCCUGCCAUUCCAACCAAGCAAAAGAAAAGUCUCGUUGUCAGGCUUCAACGAGGGAUGUCUCUACUACAACGACGAUUAAGCCAGCACUAUCAAUGUGGCACAUAAAAUUCUGGAACUGCCGGUCAACAUGGAAGCGAGCCGGGAUCAAUACACUGCGGUGCCUUGUUGGCUGCACCCUUGGUGACUUCUCCGCUCUGUGGAUGCUGCAAACUUACUAUCCCGCGCUUGGGAUGGGCACAAUCAUGGCCGCAUCUAUGGCGUCUGGUAUGACUACAUCGAUCAUUCUUGAGACCAUACUUCUUCGGCGGGGCGUUGACCAGCUCUCCUGGCCAAUGGCAGCGCGCACAGCGAUGGGUAUGAGUAUGGUCUCGAUGGUGGCAAUGGAAGCGGCUGAGAAUAUCGUUGAUUAUCAUUUCACUGGGGGCGUGGUGGCGCUAGGAGACCCUAAAUUCUGGAUGGCGGCUGCGGUGUCGAUGACUGCUGGUUAUCUUGCUCCGUUGCCGUACAAUUACCAUCGUCUGAAGAAGUAUGGAAAGGCCUGUCAUUGA
This is a messenger RNA of Aspergillus oryzae RIB40, 654 nucleotides long. Its product is annotated as DUF4396 domain-containing protein. The transcript has 2 exons. Bases 1 to 654 code for a protein of 217 amino acids. The record is from RefSeq and is a predicted model, not a curated record. NCBI's taxonomy places the organism in Eukaryota, Fungi, Ascomycota, Eurotiomycetes, Eurotiales, Aspergillaceae.